Molecule: messenger RNA, 1503 nt
Organism: Macadamia integrifolia
Lineage: Eukaryota; Viridiplantae; Streptophyta; Magnoliopsida; Proteales; Proteaceae
Product: calcium sensing receptor, chloroplastic
Exons: 6
Coding region: 146-1366 (406 amino acids)
Biological process (GO): de-etiolation; cellular response to calcium ion; regulation of stomatal closure
Source: RefSeq, a predicted model, not a curated record
ACAAGGUGAAAUUGGGUUCAAUUUCUAUAGUUCUAUUGGACAACCAAAGACUUGAAAAAAACCCCAAAUUUAUUUGACCUCUCAUUUCGAUCUUCCAACAUCUCCAGAAUCACUCUUAUCAGUCUCUGCCUCACUCAGGUUGGCAAUGGAGACGGCAUUCCGAGCAGCUGCCACGGCAAGGCCACCACUCCCUCCUUCCACUUUCCCUUCCGCACACAGAGCUUCUUCUUCUUCUACUUCUUCUUUCUCUAAACAUGCUUCCCGAGCUCAAUUUAGACCCACUUCCUUAUCACUACCAACCUCAACAACACUCUCUUUGUUUGCUUUCUUUACAGCCCCCAAUGAAGCCAUGGCUUUCAGCUUCUCCAAAGAACAGAUAAUGUCUUCUCUAACCCAAGUGGAGAAUACAGUUGACCAGGUACAAGUCCUGGGUUCGGAAGUUUUGGACUUCUCUCAACGUGUUCUUCAGGUGGUGAUCGAAACUGUCAAACCCAGUGUUGAUUUGGCAUUGCCGAUUCUGCAGAAGGCAGGGGAUCAGGCAUUAAAGGUUGCUUCACCUGCAAUUUCUGAGGCUUCCAAGAAAUCCCAAGAAGCCAUUCAAAGCUCAGGAUUUGAUACUGAACCAGUUGUUGGUGCUGCUAAGACUGUGGCUGGUGUAGCUCAGCAGACUACAAAAGUGAUCGAAGGUGCCAAACCCAUUGCUUCCUCAACUGUGGAUACAAUAUUAUCAACGGACCCUGUGACAUUGGCUACUACUGCUGGAGCAUUGUUCCUUGUAUACCUUCUUCUUCCACCUGUCUGGUCUGUAAUCUCUUUUGGACUUCGUGGUUACAAAGGUGAGCUCACUCCUGCGCAGACCCUUGAUCUGCUGUCUACACGGAAUCAUCUUUUGAUAGAUAUUCGAUCAGAGAAGGACAAGAACAAAGCUGGAGUUCCUCGCCUUCCAUCUAGUGUUAAAAACAAGAUGAUCUCAGUUCCUUUGGAGGAACUCCCGACCAAGUUAAAAGGCCUGGUUAGAAGUGUUAAGAAGUUGGAAGCUGAAAUUGUUGCUCUCAAGAUUUCAUUUCUCAAGAGGAUUAACAAAGGUUCCAACAUUGUAAUCAUGGGCUCGUACUCUGACACAGAGAAAACAGUGGCAAAGGCACUAACAAGCUUUGGAUUUAAGAACUGCUGGAUCAUGGCUGAUGGGUUCUCUGGGAACAAAGGCUGGUUAUCUAGUCAAUUAGGGGCAGACUCUUACAAUCUCUCUCUUCCAGAGGUUGUGUCACCAUCUCGCGUUAUCCCUGCAGCAGUGAGGCGUUUUGGUACAACCAGCUCAACAGCACUUCAAUCGAGUCCAAAGUUUCUUCCUGGAAGCAAGCAAUAAUUCGAUUUUUUUUUUAAGAAUUUGUUUAGGAGUCAAAAUAAUGUGAAAUCUGUAUAUUUGAAACUAGAUCAGUGAUUUUUGGAAUCAGCUUGUAAUUCCUAUUAGGAAUGGAAUCAAUCAAUCUUUUUGUUGUGCUA